CAUGGACAACACGCAGGGAGACACGAUUAAUCUCUUCGAAGAUGAGGAAAUCAUUGAAGUCAUCGACCUGGACGAGAUGGAGCCUGGUCCCGGUUGGUUGAAAACAGUCCGCAGCUCGACUGCGUUUGACAACAUGUCAUCAAACUGAACUUUCUCACAGAAGUGUAAAGGCUCAGGAUAUACGGGGCCCCUUUAAAAUAAUGCCCUUCAGUAUAAUGUUAUUAAUGUUAUCAAUCCCACCACCUAUCUAUUCUAUAAUUGUGUUAAUCUACCUUAUUUACCACGUUUGUGUACUUUAUAUAUUCUUUCUUUCUCUCUCUCUUUCCAUCAAGAUGAUUUGGCAGACGACUUGGACGACGUUGACUUUGAAGACGCCAGAGACGACGACGAGGGCUGGGAAACCGAUGACGAGAUGGAAGAGGAGCAAGACGACAGCGAGUUCACCUUCACCAAGCACACGGGUGGAUAAACGACCUCGCCUUCGAUCUCACGCUCUCCUCAGCGGGCCGAGCCGGCGGGUUCAGCUUCUCCCAAACUCCUGUCUGUGUCCAGGCUCGGUGUUCUGCGUGAGUCUGGAUCCCGCCACGAACACCUUGGCGGUGACGGGCGGGGAGGACGACAAGGCCUACGUCUGGAGGGUGAGCGACGGAGAAGUCCUGUUGGAGUGCACCGGUCACAAAGACUCUGUGACGUGCGCCGUGUUCAGCCACGACUCCUCCAUGGUGGCGACGGGCGACAUGAGCGGCGUGAUUAAAGUCUGGAAAGUAGACGCCAAGGAGGAGAUCUGGUCCUUCGAAGUGGGAGAUCUGGAGUGGAUGGAGUGGCAUCCCUCCGCCCCGGUGCUGCUGGCGGGUACGGACGACGGCAACGUGUGGAUGUGGAAGAUCCCUUCAGGAGACUGCAAAACCUUCCAGAGUUCCGCGUGCCAGGCCACCAGCGGCAAAGUCCUCCCCGAUGGUAAACGGGCUGUGGUGGGUUAUGACGAUGGAACGGUUCGUGUGUGGGAUUUGAAGCAGGGAAACGCCACCCACGUCAUUAAAGGUCAGGAGGCACACAAGGGGGCGCUCACCUGCCUGGCGUGUAACAAGGACAGCUCUCUGGUGAUGACUGGUUCAGUGGACGGUUUAUCCAAACUCAUCAACACCGUCACGGGCAAGGUGGUCGGAGCGUUCUCUUUGGACGGAGCCAAAGGGCCGAAGGACGAGGCGGAAGCCAACUCCGUCGAAUCUGUGGGAUUCUGCAACAUCCUGCCUCUCGUUGCCGUGGCGUACCUGGACGGGACUCUGGCCAUAUAUGACCUCGCCACUCAGGUCCUGAGGCACAGGUGCCAGCACGAGGCUGGCAUCGUUCACCUGCAGUGGGAGGAGUCUUCUUCUGUGGUGUCCACCUGCUGCUUAGACGGAGCGCUGCGUCUCUGGGACGGCCGCUCCGGCAGCGUGGUGGCCGAGUACCGCGGCCACUCUGCCGAGAUCCUCAACUUCACCAUCAACAGGGAAGCUUCCUUCGCCAUAACCGCGUCAGGAGACAACCAGGCGAAGGUCUUCUGCCUCCAGCGACCCGACCGGUAAAGAGGAAGACGAGCGGAAGGAAAUGGAGCCGAGGCGUUUAACGAUCAGACUUUUUGUUCUCUCCCACUUUGAGAACGUGUUUCCCCUCCUCAGGAUUUUAAUAAUGUGUGUGAGGUCACACCGUCGUAUCUGACCUGCAUCACUGGGACUAUAGCAUCCAAAACAUCAUUUCGCCAGUUUUCAUCAGAACUUUAGAUAAUUUAAACACGCCUGAAGAUUUUUUUUUUUUUUACAAUUCUUGCCUAGACUGAAGUUUCAAUCUGAUUGUUUAAAACAAACUGUUCCCUCAUUACCUCCUUACGUACGCUCUUGUUCGAGAGUCUGAGACUAAACAGAGGGAAAGAGUCCAAGAGAGAUGCAUUGCAGAGGCCGCUGCCUUUGACAGAAAAGAGGAUUUCCUUUGAUCUUCGUUAUGAGUUUUUUCUUCUUCUUUUUUCUAGUUUACUCACUAAGAGCGAACAUUUGUGGUCUUCCAGCUCUCGGAUACAUUGUUCAGGAAUGAUCUGAUGUAACCUCCAGUGUAAAUACAACAUAAUAAAUGAUGUUCUUUCUUUGGCUCAUGGAUACUAGUGGUGAGUUCAUGAGCACAUCGCGGUCGACUUGUGGGUCACGUGAAAGCGACCUCUUGUUUAGACUGCGGUUUGAUUCAGAUAUGAGUAACAGGAGGAUGCGAGUCAGUUAAGAACCCCUGAAGGUAGUGGUCCCCAACCACCGGGCCGUGGACCGGUACCAGGCUGCACAGAAGGAAUGAAUGAAACAAAUAUUUUAUUUAUUAUCACGGUCCGCCGUGCAAAGUCACUCGUCGUCUGGCGGCCGGUGCACCAUAACAAAUAGAAUUGUCUGUAUUGCUUUCCAUGUCGGAUGUGAGACUAAAAACAAGGCUUUCAAAUGACUUGUAGUUUAAUUUAGGUUUAUCAUUGAUUAAUAGGCUUGAGUCAAAUGUUUAAGUGUCCUUAUUAAACUCAAGUGAACUCAA
Molecule: messenger RNA, 2544 nt
Organism: Pseudoliparis swirei
Lineage: Eukaryota; Metazoa; Chordata; Actinopteri; Perciformes; Liparidae
Gene: aamp
Product: angio-associated, migratory cell protein
Exons: 9
Coding region: 201-1568 (455 amino acids)
Cellular component (GO): cytosol
Molecular function (GO): protein binding
Source: RefSeq, a predicted model, not a curated record